GUCCCGGAAGCUGAGCCAUUUCUCUCUCUCUCUUUCUUCAAUUCUGUUCGUCUUCCCAUCAUCGAAAUUCAAAGUUUUUUUUCCGUGUUCCACUGGGAGAGGUUUGAGAGAGAGAAAUCUGAUAAAGUUUGUGAAGCGAGGAUGUCUCUAACGAGUGUGAAAAUGUCGGAGGAUGUGUGGUUAACGUGUCUCACUCAUGCAUUGUCUACCGAGACUGAAGAGAUUAUGGGGCUUCUUCUUGGGGAUAUUCAGCACUCAAAAAAUGGAAGUGUGACUGCACUGAUUUGGGGAGCAUUGCCGCAACCACGUUCUGAUCGGCGGAAAGAUCGAGUAGAGACUAACCCUGAACAGUUGACUGCUGCAUCAGUUCAGGCUGAGAGAAUGACCGUGGCAACAGGAAGAACAACAAGGGUGAUAGGAUGGUACCAUUCGCAUCCUCAUAUCACAGUUCUCCCUUCCCAUGUCGAUGUGCGGACUCAGGCUAUGUAUCAACUUCUUGAUCCUGGGUUCAUUGGGUUGAUAUUUUCUUGUUUUAGUGAAGAUGCGCACAAGGUGGGAAGAAUCCAAGUUAUUGCAUUCCAGUCCUUGGAUGGGAAGCAGAAUCACAUGUUGAGACCUGUUUCUCUAUCUCCUGUGCGCAGAAGUUCUGUUAUAGAUAUAGAAUCUUCUAUAAGUUCCUCUGAGAACUCACUGACAAGAUCUGGAUCUGCAAGGGCCGAAAGCCUUGAACAGGACACAGGUGAUUCAAGAACAGCUGCUGGGGCUUCUAAGGGUGGGCGAAGAUCAUCAGACUUGGGGGGUUUCUUCGCUAACGCUGAUGCCAACUAUCUAGGGAGAGACAUAACUGGAGAAAGGCACCACAUCAACAGCUUAGAAAACACCAUCACUGAUAUAGACCCCAUGGAUAUGUCAGAAAGUAUGCAAGAAGCAAUGCACCGUUCAAAUCUGGAAAUGAGUGGUGCAGAAUUUGUCAGGAAGGAAAUUCCGCUUUAUGUUUUGCCAACCUUAUCUCUUCUCAAUCUCGAUUCGCCAUUGACUUCCUUUAUAGAUUUGCAACGUGUAUUGUAUGAGGAGGAGCGGACUGCAUAUAAUCAAGCAAUCUUACAGAACAUGAGGGAUGGGAAAGUGCACCCUCUUUCUUUCAUUCAUCAUACAUCAACAUAUGAGUCUUCCAUGUGCAAAUUAAUGGAGUAUUGCUUAAGUCCUGCCAUAAACGCUCUCCAGGAUCGGUUGAGAGAAAAUGAAAUCCGGGUACUUGAAUAUUAAUGUAUUUUAUCAGCCUCACUGAAAUGAUGUAAUGAAAUAUCCCCUAUCCCAAUACUUUUUUUUUUAUAAAUAAUUUUUGUAAACUUUUUAGCUAUGAUGAUCUCUUACAGAAAGGAUGUUACAAUAUAUCCUAAAGAGUUGUGAUUGAUUUGCCCACAAAAACAUUCCAAGGUUCAUGUACGUUAUACUGAUGGCAUUUAAUCAUCAUUCUCUUCAAUCUUACACACAUUUUACAGUGCCAGGUAAAAAUGCAUAAAUUUCUGGACCACCUUGGUGAUUUUUUUGCAUGUUAAAUGUGCUACACAGCUAUAAACUUUCCUUAUGACAAAAUUAACCUCACAGUCCUUUUUUGCUAUACAAAAAACCUGAAGGCCCAAAAUAUAGUGGGUUCAACCCAUUAUGCAUAAGGCGCCAAACAACCAGUGUUGCUUGACUUUUAUUUUGCGUCUGCAUCUACUUAAAAUGCUUGAUGUUUGAUCACCUUGUAAUGAAACAGUUAAAGAUGCUGACUGAUGAAGCCAAGAACUUGGAGACCGAGGCCUUCAGAGGGAGCGAGCCAAUUUCAAUAUCCCCUCGCAAUGUUCCAUCUCGUGGACUCCGAGGUAGCCCUUCAUUUGGUCAUAGGGACUUGUAUAUACCCGAAUCAGGGAGUUUGAGAAAUGCCACAGGUCCUGGUAGCUGUAGUAGGAAAGGGUCUUAAGAAUGAUAUUAGGCAAAAUUUUCCCAAAUCUGUAUGACUGUCCUUUUGUUUCUCUCCCCCGUUUCCUUUUUUGCCUCUUACAUCUGGCAAAUGUUGGUGCCAUUUUGAGUUUGUAUGAUAUCAUGAUUGUCAUGGUUUUUAGUGAUUGUAAAUGUUGAUCAAGCUGUUACAAUAUAUAGAUAAAUUGCCAAAUUUCAGUUUUCAAAUGCUUCUUGUUUA
Messenger RNA from Ilex paraguariensis (yerba mate), 2185 nucleotides. The record is from the annotation of a GenBank genome assembly. Lineage: Eukaryota; Viridiplantae; Streptophyta; Magnoliopsida; Aquifoliales; Aquifoliaceae.